AAAGACCCUGGCCAUUUUCCCUCACUCUUCCUCUCCGUCUCCUCCGACAACCCCUCUCUGAACCCCAAAUCCGGCAACCGCGCACCCUCACAACCUCCCUCACCGCACUCUUCCUCUUCCGCUUCCGCUUCCCUUCUCUCGCCUCCACAAUCCCCACCCUGAGCCACCACAAGCACCACCGUCCACGGUGGCCGCCGUGAGCCUCUAACCUCUCAAACCCGUCGUAUCCAGAUCUGCUCCUACCUCCUCCCAUUCGCUCGGAAAUUCGCUGAAGAUUGUGGAAGAGGGCUUUCGAAGCCGUAUAUUCAAUUGUUCUAACUUCAUCUCCACUCUCCAGUAUUCGAUUAGGGUUCGCCUCCAACUCCUUGUUCUGUGAAAAUGGAGACUCUGUACAAAAAGCUCUACGACAAGUACACCAAACUCAAGACUAAGAAAAUCUCUGAGAUUGAUCAGCUAAAUAAAGAACAAGAAGUGAAAUUCAUGAGUUACUUAUCUGCUGCGGAAGAGUUGAUAGAGCACUUGAAGAGCGAAAAUGACAAGCUGCAUGGACAAUUGAAUGAAUUGAGAAAUGAAGUGGUUUCAGUUAGGCUUGCUAAAGACAAACAAGUAGCUGAUUAUCAAAGGCUUUUGACGGAGGAAAGCAAGAAAAAUGAAGCUCUUAUUGAAGAAAUUGAGAAGCUGCUGAAGGAAGGAACUUCUGGUGGUUCAAAUAAAAGUAGUAAGGUCACUGGAGAUGAUCAAUUCAAGGAUAAUUCCAAUAGCACUUCUGGAAGAGUGACAAGGAAACGUAAAGGGAAGGAUGCAUUGGAAAAAGAAGAAAGGUAUAUAUCGUGUGAAAAUAGUGAAGGUUAUUCUACGGAGAUAGUAACACCACAAAACUUGUGCAAGGAGACGGCUUCCGAUAAGCUGCUGGAAUGCUGUGCUAAGGCAAAUGAUCAAUCAGGCAUUGAUCUUCAGGAAAGUGAUCAUUGUAACUGGCUUAUCAAAGCUCUUUUUGAGCAUGCAUUGGGCAUGAAAUUAUGCACCCAGGAUCAAACUGGACGAGUAUGCCUGUCUGCACUCCAUCAAUCAAGCGGUUACUCCUUUAGUUUAUCAUGGAUUGGCAAAGCAUCUGGAGAGGAAGUAGAGCUGCUAUACCAUGUUCUAUCUCUAGGCACAUUUGAAAGAGUAGCACCAGAAUGGAUGAGGGAAGACAUCAUGUUCAGCCCAACCAUGUGCCCCACCUUCUUCGAAAGGGUAUCUCAUGUUAUCAAGUCAAGUUGAACCAUUAAGGUUCUGUUUUUGCUGCUUUGAAUUUUAUUGGUGCCCUCCAUCCUUUGAAUAUGACAUUGCUGUACAUAUUUAUAGUUUAGUUAUUAUUCAGAAAGCAUUUGAUUGGUUAUGUUUUGCGUGUAGACUUGCUUCUCUCUGAAGAAUUAUGCAUGUGACUAAUGUGCUUCUGUAAUCUACUUUGAAUCAUAUAAAUUAGAGUCCUUAAUUUGAAGAGUAAGGCAAUCACUCUCGUGACUCCUCACUCUCCCAAUUAUAAUAUUUUUAACAUUAUCUCUCUUCAA
Messenger RNA from Lotus japonicus, 1553 nucleotides. RefSeq lists its product as uncharacterized. The record is from RefSeq and is a predicted model, not a curated record. Bases 379 to 1263 code for a protein of 294 amino acids. The transcript has 9 exons. NCBI's taxonomy places the organism in Eukaryota, Viridiplantae, Streptophyta, Magnoliopsida, Fabales, Fabaceae. Gene Ontology annotation, biological process: developmental process involved in reproduction.